AUGGGUCAGGGCCGUCCAGCUGAGAAGACACAUAUAACAGGAGUCUGCACGAUAUUCGCAGAUGGCUCUACAAUGAGGCCUUUAUUCAUCAUGCCAAGGAAAAAGAAGCUGGAUGAAGAACAAGAAGGCAUUGACGCCUUUUUCUCGAUGACAGAACCUGGUUGGAUGAAUAAGAAUACAUUUAUUGUAUAUUGUAUACUUUUCAUUACCGAGAUUCAGUCAAGGAGGGUCCAGAUGAGCGAUUGUGAUGUCAAUGUCCCUUUCCUUCUGAUCGUUGAUGGACAUUCUUCACAUUUGUCGUAUCUGGCCCUCCGUCGCCUAGGAUGA
Molecule: messenger RNA, 327 nt
Organism: Trichomonas vaginalis G3
Lineage: Eukaryota; Parabasalia; Trichomonadida; Trichomonadidae
Product: DDE endonuclease family
Exons: 1
Coding region: 1-327 (108 amino acids)
Source: RefSeq, a predicted model, not a curated record